Messenger RNA from Phlebotomus papatasi, 773 nucleotides. RefSeq lists its product as uncharacterized. The record is from RefSeq and is a predicted model, not a curated record. Bases 29 to 514 code for a protein of 161 amino acids. The transcript is spliced from 2 exons. NCBI's taxonomy places the organism in Eukaryota, Metazoa, Arthropoda, Insecta, Diptera, Psychodidae.
CAAAGAUUAAAAUAGGAAAAUCACACGAAUGAUGCUUGAAGUACUCUUGAUUCUCGUUGUCUUUGCCACCCGGAACUGUGCCCUACCACCCUAUAGUAUGUGCUACAGGACAUCGUCAGAUGAUGCUUCCACUCUAUGUGGUCCGCAACCCAAUUUAGUCACAAUGAGACCCAAGUCGGAGGAAAUAUUUGCAAGACCCACAUCUAAUUGGCAACCUAAUCAAUUUCCUGAUAGUAUCAUUAGGAGUAAUGGAAGAGAGCAAGAAAUCAAAUUGAACACUGAAUCACGAGAUGGUGAUGAAGAUUUAAGAACAGCAGAAUCAUUCAACAUCGGCAUUUAUUCGUGGCCCAACCAUAAGCCAUGGAGCUUAUUCGGCGGUCAUGGACAUGGACACGGGCAUCAUCACCAUGGAUUCUGGCCACCCCCUCCACUGCCAUGGGGGCCAGCUCCCUGGGGUGCUCCCUGGGGAGCACCGUGGCCACCACUGCCCUUCCAUGGUGGCUGGUGCUGUUAACACCCCAGAAUUACCUUCUCGUAUACAUAGAUAAAUAAAUAAUUUGUUUUAUACACUAAGAAAAAUUCAUGUGUAAAAUCCUAAUAAAACGGUGUUUAUUUUGACACAAAAUUCUAUCCCUUAAUAAACUGAUUAGGGAAAACUGGGGCACCACCAAACACGGGGUACCACCAAACACUGCGAUUUUUUAAUCGGAUAUUCGACUUCAGAGGAUAAGACCUAUAGGAAUUUAUAUAGGAUUUUAUAGGGACGCUUGUCC